CUUCUCAGCCCCCAAUCUCCAUCAAAUCUUCUCCUCACAAUUCCGCCCAAAAUGCCUCCCCAAAGACUCAAGGUCGCCUGCGCAGGCCUCGGACGCAUGGGCAAACGCCAUGCUCUCCAUUUUUUGAAUCGCACUCCCCGUGCAGAGCUCGUAGCAGCAAGCUCUCCAGACGACGCCGAGAUUCAAUGGGCCAGGCAGCAUUUAGAGCCCUUUGGGGUCCGGCUUUACAAAGAUUACGAUGAGAUGAUCAAGCAGGAGGGUUUACAAGCUGUGGUUAUCGCAUCUGUUACCACAGUACAUGCUGAGCAGGCUAUUAAAGCUAUUGAUGCCAAUUUGCAUGUGCUGUGUGAGAAGCCCCUCAGUACUUCGGUCGAAGUGUCACAAUCUGUAGUCGACGCAGCAAAGAAAAAGCCAAAUCUCAAAGUUAUGUGCGGUUUCUCCCGCCGUUUCGAUGCCUCGUACCGCGACGCCCACGACAAAAUGGACGGCGGACGCAUCGGCCGCCCAUCCAUCUUCCGCUCUCAAACAUGUGAUAUGCUCGACCCCACCGGGUUCUUCGUUGCAUACGCCGAGUUCUCGGGUGGGAUAUUCGUCGAUUGCUCGAUCCAUGAUAUCGAUCUUGCUUUGUGGUUCUUUGGCCAGGAUUCUCAAGUCAAAAGUGUUGUUGCUUCUGGGAUAACGGCUGUGCAGCCGGAGUUAAGGAAACAUCAAGAUCGAGAUAACGCUGUCGGGAUUGUAGAGUUUUAUGGGGGACAGAUUGCGUAUCUGUUUGCUAGCAGAAUGAUGGCAGCAGGACAGGACGAUGCUACGGAGAUCAUUGGGACGGAGGGGAAGUUGCAGGUCAAUGCGCAGCCGAUGAGCAAUUUGGUGAAUAUCUAUGAAGCGGGUGGCGUGCGGAGGGAGAUCCCGCCGCAUUAUUAUGGGAGGUUUGAGAAUGCGUUUGUGACGGAAGCGAAUGAGUUUACGGCGUGUUGCUUGGAUGAUGGGAAGUUGCCGAUGAAGUUGACGGGCGCGGUGCAGGCGGUUAAGAUUGGGUGUGCGCUGCAGGAGGCGUUGGUGACGGGGAAGAAGAUUUGGUUUGAUGAGGUGGGGAGGAGGAGUGAGAAGGCUUUGUUGUGA
This is a messenger RNA of Mollisia scopiformis, 1119 nucleotides long. RefSeq names its product NAD-binding Rossmann fold oxidoreductase family protein. The coding region runs from base 52 to 1119 and encodes 355 amino acids. The transcript has 2 exons. Gene Ontology annotation, biological process: NADPH regeneration. Gene Ontology annotation, molecular function: nucleotide binding; oxidoreductase activity. Lineage: Eukaryota; Fungi; Ascomycota; Leotiomycetes; Helotiales; Mollisiaceae. The record is from RefSeq and is a predicted model, not a curated record. Gene Ontology annotation, cellular component: cytoplasm.